Messenger RNA from Metarhizium album ARSEF 1941, 1083 nucleotides. RefSeq lists its product as uncharacterized. The coding region runs from base 1 to 1083 and encodes 360 amino acids. The record is from RefSeq and is a predicted model, not a curated record. The transcript is spliced from 3 exons. Lineage: Eukaryota; Fungi; Ascomycota; Sordariomycetes; Hypocreales; Clavicipitaceae.
AUGGCCAGCUUCACCAGGUCCUUCAAGCCGCCAUCGACCCUCCUCUCGCCCCGUCGACGACCAGGAAUGCCCGCCCGCACAUUGUCCAACUCGUCCGACCUGUCCUUGACCCCGAGUGCGGGCGUCGCCCAUCAGACGGACUACUUUGUCGACCACCCAGUAUCAUCGGCGCCCAGUUCGCCUUUCCUAUCUCCUGCUGUUGGAGCCGUGACAGCAGACCGAGUACAAUCUACCAAAGGCAGCCCUGACAUUUCUUCUGGCUCCUCGCGAUCAACCAGCCAUCCCAUCGCAAUUGAACUUCCGAAGCUGAGAAAAUUCAAUCCUUCCGGCUCUACCGGCACGCCCCCAGAACCUCUUUCUGCUCGUGGUGAUCUUCCGGGGGGAUAUUUUCCCAUGCACGAGGACCCCAAAAGUAGAGUACAUCGUCCACAUCCAUUUUUCCAUGAUCCUUCACUUUCUCGGCAUCAGCGAACCUCGGACUCAAUCACUAUGCAAGCCGAAAGAGCCAGAAAUUCUCACGCAUCCACGUCCCCACCCAUGGACAACACAAGCGCACCGCUAUCAUCUUAUAUUGCUCCAGGCUUCCAUGACGCUCCUUUACCAGUGGGUAAAUACUACCCGUCAAACUAUGAGCAACAACAUCCUCAUCUCCAUUCAGAUGGCCUGCAACCUGCACCUUUUACCGAUGUGACCUCGUCGUCAAAGCCAGAUUCUAAUUUGUUGCAACCGAGGCUCGACCCAUCUCGAGGCGACAACCCUCAGCUGGAAAUGCGUCGAAAGAUGCAACAGUACCAACGAGACGUGAUUGCACAGGCCACCAUGGUACUGGGCGAGUCCGACAAGACCGGGAAGAGCAUAUCUCUCAAUGGGCUGUCUGCUAAGGAUAUUUGGCGGUCAGGAUCAGCCUCGCAGAAACCGCUUUCACCAAGACUUCAUCCUCUGGGUAGUCCUGGACCUGUCACACCCAUGGAACUUGAGUCAAGUGGCAGCGGCUAUGUCGACAGAGGAGUCAAAUCACACUCGUCGCUGUCGAAUGACAGCCUCGCCGCACCUGGUGCAAGGCACACAGAAAACUUGUCUUGA